Molecule: messenger RNA, 1587 nt
Organism: Punica granatum (pomegranate)
Lineage: Eukaryota; Viridiplantae; Streptophyta; Magnoliopsida; Myrtales; Lythraceae
Source: RefSeq, a predicted model, not a curated record
AAGGGGACGGUCGGACCGGUCGGUUGGGUUCGUUAUCUUUUCCUCGGGGCAGUGCGCCAGAUAUUCAUUCAUUCAUGAGGAGGUGUGCCUGUGCUUCCGCAGAGAGCUUCAGCAGUCUCUCUUCCUCGUCCAUGGAAUCCCUUCUUAAAUCCUCUUUCCCCAUUUUCACCUCUAACCCAACUCUUCACACCCUCAGGGCAUCCGCGUCCGCAUCGCCCUCCACCUCCAGGGAGUCGAUCAGGCCGCCUCCCCCCGACUUUGACUUCAGGAGAGAAAUCCAGGCGGAUUCCAGGGCCAGGAUCUUCCAGACCCACCCUGAGCUGCUCGAUUUGGCUGAUAAUGGUGCGUUAGUGCUGAUCGAGAAGAGGCAGUACGGCCCCGUGCCCCCCUGGAGGUCGGAGUUCGUGGAGCCCGAGGCCAUAUGGCUUGUUGGCACCUUCCACAUCUCCGAUCGGUCCGCCACCGAUGUCGAGCGUGUCAUACGAUCGGUGGUGCCCGACAAUGUGGUGGUCGAGCUCUGCCGGAGCAGAGCUGGGAUAAUGUACUCUUCAAACGGUGGCGAUGCUAGCCAACAAGAAGUUCGGUCCAGUAUGUUUUCUCUCAGUGGCACUGGGUUUUUCGGCGCUGUUGGUCGUAGCAUAAACUUGGGUGGGCAAACGGCUCUUGCGCUGCGUCUGCUCCUUGCAGUUUUCUCAUCGAAAAUAUCCAAUCGCCCCUUUGGAGAUGAGUUUCGGGCUGCACGAAAAGUAGCUGAAGAGAUUGGUGCUCAAAUCGUUUUAGGUGAUCGACCAAUUGAAAUCACACUUGAAAGAGCUUGGAAUUGUCUUAAUUUGGACGAGAAGAUACACCUAGUAUUCUCGGUUUUUCGCGGCUUAGCUUCACAGUCUGAUAUAGCAGAAAACAAUCUCAAGGAAUCAAGCACCAAAGAUGCCACGCUCGAACUGUAUGGACAGCUAAGUUAUUCAUAUCCAGCUCUCCUGCAGCCUCUCAUUCAUGAACGAGACACUUAUCUUGCGUGGUCAUUAAAGAGAAGCAAAGCCGUGAACAACAGCAAGAGGGUAGUUGGAAUUAUUGGAAGGGGCCACAUGAACGGGGUAGUAUACUCGCUCAUAUCGGACCAAGGAAACUUGCGGUUCCGAGAUCUCACGGGAAAGAGGCCCGACGAUGAUGGAUCCAACAGAUUGGUUACGGAUCUUGCUAAGAGCUUGGCCAGAGACACUUUAAUCGGCAUCGUGUUGUGGGCUCUGUAUGAAUUGGUAAAAGGCGGAUUGUAGAGUCGACCAAUGUUUCUAUCAACUCGGAAUGGAAAAUGCUGGCGAGGAAUUGGGAACUCGAAUAUUGUUGUCGAUCUUCCUGUGCUUGUUCGACCGUCAAUCUUAUUCGUCUGUGAUAGGAUUACUGGAAAAAAAAAAAGAGUAUAGAAUUGUACAUCAGGAGAAUACAGAUGAAAAAAUUAUGUUUGAUCUGAAUUUCAGGAUCAUUGUUGUCCUAAUUACUACUCAAACAUUAAUAUGUUUUCUGUAGCUAGGAAUCAGGCACCGAUAGCGGAUGCCGCAAUUCCAGCUGAAUGAGCAGCUAAGUUAUUCA